This is a messenger RNA of Penicillium manginii, 1134 nucleotides long. RefSeq names its product Gfo/Idh/MocA family protein. Bases 1 to 1134 code for a protein of 377 amino acids. Gene Ontology annotation, molecular function: oxidoreductase activity; nucleotide binding. The record is from RefSeq and is a predicted model, not a curated record. Gene Ontology annotation, biological process: NADPH regeneration. Gene Ontology annotation, cellular component: cytoplasm. NCBI's taxonomy places the organism in Eukaryota, Fungi, Ascomycota, Eurotiomycetes, Eurotiales, Aspergillaceae. The transcript is spliced from 2 exons.
AUGACAGUCAACAAAGCCAACGGCACCGCGAAACCAAUCCUCCGCGUUGGUCUAAUUGGGUGCGGGGAAAUCUCGCAAGUGGCUCACAUUCCUAACCUCAAUCACAUGUCGGAUAAAUUUGUCACAACCUACCUCUGUGAUGUCUCUCAGCAGGCCCUCUUGCACUGUGCCGCCAAAGUAGCCCCAGGGUCACCCAAGACGACAACAGAUGCUGAUACACUUUGCUCCUCGGAAGACGUUGAUGUUGUCAUCAUUGCUACCGCAGAUGCCUUCCACGUCUCUCACGCAAUCCUUGCUUUGAAGUAUGACAAGUACUGCUUGCUAGAGAAGCCUGCAGCUCUUAACUACCGAGAUAUCGAUAUCCUUUCAAAGGCCGAAUCAUCCUCCAAGGGUAAGGUUUUCGUGGGUUAUAUGAGAAGAUACUCAUUAGCCUUUCUGGAAGCUGUGAAGGAGGUAAAGGAAAUUAAAAACAUACGGUACGCUCGAGUUCGCGACAUUAUUGGUCCCAACUCCGACUUUGUGGAUCAAUCUGGUACCUUCCCUCGAAGGUUUGAUGAUAUUUCCAAGGAUGAUAUCGAUGAGCUAAAUGAGCGGAAAGAGGACAUGUUUGAGCAAGCUUUGACGAAGGAGUUUGACGUGGAGGCAACACCAUCAUCCAAGUUUAUGUUGAGUCUGGGAAGCCAUGAUCUUUCUGCAAUGCGGGAAUUGCUCGGCAUGCCUAAGAGCUGUUUAGCUACCUCAGCUGCACCUCCAGGCAUCUGGACCGCACUAUUUCAGUACGAUGGGUUUCCUGUUACAUAUGAAUCUGGAUUCAAUAACAUACCCGCCUUCGACUGCUGCAUCGAAGUCUUCUCCGACGACAAGACAAUUCGGAUCAACUACGAUUCCCCGUACAUAAAGGGGUUGCCAACCACUUUAACUAUCCGGGAGAAGGUUGAAGGAAGUUUUGGCCGUAGCGGCUUUCAGGAGCGAGUGAUACGACCCACGUACGAGGAUGCGUACACUUUGGAAUUUCAGACGUUUUAUGAAUGUGUCCUGAGUGGAGGAACCCCCAAGACAACAGUCGCAGAUGCGAGGGACGAUAUAGAGUUAUACGCUAUGAUCUUGAAGGCUGAUCGCACGAACAGCACUUGA